Messenger RNA from Mauremys reevesii (Reeves's turtle), 851 nucleotides. RefSeq names its product thaicobrin-like. Gene Ontology annotation, molecular function: protein binding. NCBI's taxonomy places the organism in Eukaryota, Metazoa, Chordata, Testudines, Geoemydidae. The transcript is spliced from 5 exons. The record is from RefSeq and is a predicted model, not a curated record. The coding region runs from base 1 to 633 and encodes 210 amino acids.
AUGUCAGAUGUCAGAAAAAACCAUUGCGCUACGGAGGCUCUGAGGAAGUUCAAAGACACUCUGCCGUCUGCACUGGAGAGAAAAAGAGGGGAACCACUCGGAGCGCACAGACAGGUGAAUGUGACUCUGGAUCCAGACACGGCUCAUCCCAUCCUCGUCCUGUCUGAGGAUCGGAAAAGUGUGAGACGGGGAAACGCAUGGCAGCGACUGCCCAACAACCCUGAGAGAUUUGACACUGCGCCCUGUGUGCUGGGCUGUGAGGGAUUCACCUCGGGGAGACAUUGCUGGGAGGUGGAGGUGGGGGAUGGGAGAUGCUGGGCUGUGGGGGUGGCCAGAGCGUCUGUGGGGAAGAAGGGACAGAUCAGCCGUAGCCCUGAGGGGGGGAUCUGGAGUGUGGAGCGGCACUGGCAGGGUCACUUCCAGGCUCUCACCUCCCCAGUGACCCCCCUGCCCCUGAGCCUGGUCCUCAGCAGGAUCCGGGUUUGUCUGGACUGUGACCGGGGGCAGGUGACAUUUAUCGAUGCUGGUGACGAGGCCCCGAUCUUCAUUUUCCCGCUGGGCUCCCUCCCCGGGGAGAGAAUCCGACCCUGGCUCUGCGUGGGGGUGGGAUCCCGGAUCACACUGUGUCCCUGAGACAUGGGGGGAAACAGCCCUCUGGGAAUGGAAAAAUGGUUUUCUCUAGCCAAGUAAUCCUAGCCCCUAUUGCCUGGAGGAUGCCUGUCUACCCAACCUCUGGCCUCUUAGCUCUAUGACCCCUGGAAUCUCCUCCCCCCCUCCCUCUCUGCAGCACCAGGUAUGGGAGGAGAAAAGGGGCCAUAGGAGCAGAUGUGGGGGCUGCGGGGUCACAACUA